Ictidomys tridecemlineatus (thirteen-lined ground squirrel) is the source of this 741-nucleotide messenger RNA. Lineage: Eukaryota; Metazoa; Chordata; Mammalia; Rodentia; Sciuridae. The record is from RefSeq and is a predicted model, not a curated record.
AUGCCAAACUAUGUCCAAGUUUGUCCCAGUAAGCCAAAGACGGAAUUUGGAAGAGAACAGCGGUCCCCCUGGCCGGUAGAGGGCGCCUCGGCUUUGCAGCGGGGUUGGCGGAGGCCGCAGGGGGCGGGGCUCCCGGGGAAAAGCCUCGGCCGAUUUAUCCAAUCAGAAGCGUCUUUGUCAUCGCGUUCCAGUCGGGGCGGUCGCCCGCGGAAAUUUGAAAUGGCUGACGGGUUGCCGUCGGGUGGAGGUCUGGGGCUUGGGGCGAUGGCACCAGAGCGCACUAAUUGGGCAGCCGAGGAGGAGCCGGAGCCCCUGGAGAAAGGUUUGUUCCAAGAUGAAGAGUCAUGCAGUGAUUGUAGCUACCACGAUAAGCCAGUCACUAGUUUACAAAGUUUUGUGCCAGAAGGAAAAACUCUUUUCCCAGAAAUUUUUCAAACAAGUCAACUUUUGUUCUAUGAACGAUUCAGAGCCUAUCAAGAUUACAUUUUAGCUGACUGCAAGGCCUCUGAAGUAAGGGAAUUCACAGCUGAGUUCUUGGAGAAGGUCCUUGAACCAUCUGGAUGGCGGGCAGUCUGGCACACUAAUGUGUUUGAGGUGCUGGUUGAGCUCAUUGACAAUCAGCUUUUAAAAACACAUCUGAACCUGGGUGGCACCGGCUGGAUCUUCAUGUCUGAACCCCAACUGCUGACUGCUGGGUCUUAUGAACAGCCUCUGGCAGCCUCAGAAGUUGCACAGUGGUGA